GGAGGAAUGCUAGGAAUGUCCCUGUUUGUGUGGGACUCCAUUCAGCUCAUUGGCGAGCCUGGGCCGCCUGGAGCGUAUAAAAGCCGGGGCCGCCCGCCCCAGCCUCACACAACAACUCUUCCCCACCGAGAGGAGGCAGCCAGUGCAACUCCAACCACAGGCGACCGACCGCCUCCAGCCCGACGCCAGCCGCCCGGCCGACAGCUCCAGAAACGACAGCCCGGCAUCCAGGCCUCCACCUCCGGCCGAGCCCUCCACCAGCGCCCCGCCGACCGCCCGCCGCGCCCUCCCCGCCGCACACUCCGACCCUCCGUCCGCCGCGCUCCGACCAUGUCCGCCGCCGCCGGCCUGGGUCCCAUCCCUUUCGCCUUCGUGCUCCUGAUCGCCCUCUGCAGCCGGCCCGCCUCCGGCCAGGACUGCAGCGGCCAGUGCCAGUGCGCCGCCCCGGCCCCGCGCUGCCCCGCCGGCGUCAGCCUGGUGCUGGACGGCUGCGGCUGCUGCCGCGUGUGCGCCAAGCAGCUGGGCGAGCUGUGCACUGAGCGCGACCCCUGCGACCCGCACAAGGGCCUCUUCUGUGACUUCGGCUCCCCGGCCAACCGCAAGAUCGGCGUGUGCACCGCCAAAGAUGGUGCCCCCUGCGUCUUCGGAGGGACGGUGUACAGGAGUGGAGAGUCCUUCCAGAGCAGCUGCAAAUACCAGUGCACUUGCCUAGAUGGGGCCGUGGGCUGCGUGCCCCUGUGCAGCAUGGACGUGCGUCUGCCCAGCCCUGACUGCCCCUUCCCGCGAAGGGUCAAGCUACCCGGGAAAUGCUGUGAGGAGUGGGUGUGCGAUGAGCCCAAGGACCACACCAUGGUUGGCCCUGCCCUUGCCGCUUACCGACUGGAAGACACGUUUGGCCCAGACCCAACCAUGAUUCGAGCCAACUGCCUGGUCCAGACCACAGAGUGGAGUGCCUGUUCCAAGACCUGUGGGAUGGGCAUCUCCACCCGGGUUACCAACGACAACGCCUUCUGCCGGCUGGAGAAGCAGAGCCGCCUCUGCAUGGUCAGGCCUUGCGAAGUGGACCUGGAGGAGAACAUUAAGAAGGGCAAAAAGUGCAUCCGUACCCCCAAAAUCUCCAAGCCUGUCAAGUUUGAGUUUUCUGGCUGCACCAGUGUGAAGUCAUACCGGGCUAAGUUCUGCGGAGUAUGCACGGAUGGCCGGUGCUGCACCCCUCACAGAACCACCACCCUUCCCGUGGAGUUCAAGUGUCCUGAUGGUGAGGUCAUGAAGCGGAGCAUGAUGUUCAUCAAGACCUGUGCCUGCCAUUACAACUGUCCCGGCGACAAUGACAUCUUUGAGUCAACCUACUACAGGAAGAUGUAUGGAGACAUGGCAUAAAGCCAGAGAGUGAGAGACAUUAACUCAUGUAGCUGUAACUUGAACUGAUUCACAUCUCAUUUUUGUGUAAACAUGAUUUCAGUAGCACAAAUUAUUUAAAUCGGUUUUGCUAACUGGGGAAAAGGAAAAUUCCCUCCGAAUUCAAAAUAUUGUGCCAUGUGACAUUCAAAUAGUCUAUCAACCCCAGACACUGGUUUGAAGAAAGCAAGACUUGACAGUGGGACUACAUUAGCACAUAGCACCAGAAUGUAUACUAAGGUGUGGCUUUAGGGGCUGUGGGAGGGCUUGAAAUCUUAAAGUAGCAAUGUGCCUGCUAUUUGGAGUGUUAUUGAGAAGGAAAACCUUAGCGUGUUCACUGACCUGCCCGUAGCUCCAGCCUGUAGCUGACAGCUAGGAUGUGUGUUCUGCCAUCAUGAGUCUGAGUCAAGUUCUUCUAUAAGUCAGAACAGCAGCUUCAGCUCUGAUAUUCUGAUUCGAAUGACAGUAUUCAGGAAUCAGAAUCCUGUCUGUUAGACUGGACAGCUUGUGGCAAGCUAAUUUGCCUGUAACAAGCCAGAUUUUUUUAUUGAUAUUGUAAAUAUUGUGUGUAUAUAUAUAUAUUUGUACAGUUAUCUAAGUUAAUUUAAAGUUGUUUGUGCCUUUUUGUUUAUGUUGUUAAUGCUUUGAUAUUUCAAAUGUUAGCCUCAAUUCUGAACACCAUAAAUAAGACGUCAAGCUUGUCUGAUAAUUCAAAGCAUGAAAUGGAUAUUCAAAUGGGAAUUCUGCUCAGUUAGAGUGACAGUCCAUCAAAACAGCUUGUUUGCUGAAGGUGAGCCAGUGAUGCCCUUGGAAGUCUGAUGUGUAGGUUGAAAUGUGACAGCCUCACUUUUAAUGAACAAGUGGCUUUUAUUGAAAUAAGAGUGGCUCUAUAUAGCGGAUCAAUUUUCCACCUGGAAGCAUUUGUUUCUACUUUGACUAUGACUGUUUUUUGGACAGUUUAUUUGUUGAGAGUGUGACCAAAAGUUACAUGUUUGCACCUUUCUAGUUGAAAAUAAAGUAUAUAUUUUUUCUAUAAA
This is a messenger RNA of Myotis daubentonii (Daubenton's bat), 2435 nucleotides long. RefSeq names its product cellular communication network factor 2 (gene CCN2). Gene Ontology annotation, cellular component: extracellular region; extracellular matrix. Gene Ontology annotation, biological process: positive regulation of cell differentiation; cell adhesion; signal transduction. Gene Ontology annotation, molecular function: heparin binding; integrin binding. NCBI's taxonomy places the organism in Eukaryota, Metazoa, Chordata, Mammalia, Chiroptera, Vespertilionidae. The record is from RefSeq and is a predicted model, not a curated record.